This is a messenger RNA of Chiloscyllium plagiosum (whitespotted bambooshark), 1237 nucleotides long. NCBI's taxonomy places the organism in Eukaryota, Metazoa, Chordata, Chondrichthyes, Orectolobiformes, Hemiscylliidae. The record is from RefSeq and is a predicted model, not a curated record.
UCCCAUUUCUGAUUCAUGUCCUCAGGCACAAUGACAGAAAGUCAACUGGAUGAACCUCUAAGUCAGGAGACCUUUCGAGAGCUGUGGAACCAGCUCGAGGUACCAAGUGCCAACGUGGGCCUGGAGAAUGUCUUCCCAAUGCUGUCGGUGCUCACUGACCUGGACCUCCAGAUGGACGAGCUGGGUGUGGGGAGCAGCGAUGGUGCUCCCAUUCCAGAGAUGUCGCUCCCACUGCCGAGCUCCUCCCAGGCUGCGCCAGUGUCAAACCUGCCGCGAAUGCCCACCAACUCAGUCCUGGCCACAGACGACUAUCCGGGCCCUCACCAGUUCCAGCUGCAGUUCCAGCAGUUCAGCACUGCCAAGUCUGUCACAUGUACGUACUCCCCCAUCCUGAACAAGCUGUUCUGCCAACUGGCCAAGACCUGCCCGAUCCAGGUUCGUGUGGACUCGGUGCCACCCCCAGGGACUCUGCUCCGUGCCACUGCCGUCUAUAAGAAGCCGGAGCAUGUGGCUGAAGUGGUGAGACGGUGCCCGCACCAUGAACGCAACUCGGAGAAUGAUGAUGGCCCCGCCCCUCCCAGUCACCUGAUCCGGGUCGAGGCCAAUAGCCAGGCACGGUACGCCGAGGAUUCAGAAACCAAACGACAGAGCGUCAUCGUGCCGUACGAAGUUCCACAGGUGGGCUCUGACUGUACCACUGUUCUCUAUAACUACAUGUGUAACAGCAGCUGCAUGGGAGGCAUGAAUAGGAGGCCCAUUCUCUCCAUCCUCACCCUGGAGAGCCCUGAUGGCGUACUUCUUGGCCGGAGAUGUUUCGAGGUGCGAGUGUGCGCGUGUCCGGGCCGUGAUCGGAAAACCGAGGAGGAGAACCUGAAGCGGCAACAGGACAGCCUGGCUGUGAAACCGGGCAGCAAUGGGAGCAAACGCUCCCUUGUGGAGGUCUCACGUGGAACCACAUUGCCACAGACCAAGAAGAAGAAAGUACUGCUGGACGAUGAAGUCUUCACUCUGCAGGUAAGGCACGAUGGAGGCUCUCCCACUGGGACAUCAUCUCUCGGUCAGAGGCAAGCCCAUCUCCUGCUGCCUUCAACUGCCCCCUCAGCUAUUUCCCGGGGCAGGUCAGAGGCAGCCCAGUCACUAUUGGCCUGGAGUCCCGUGUAGGUCAGGCUGGGGUAAGGAAGACCAAUUUGCCCACCCGAAGGGAGAUUUGUGAAACGGCCCAGUUCUCCGAACAAUU